Molecule: messenger RNA, 3538 nt
Organism: Agrilus planipennis (emerald ash borer)
Lineage: Eukaryota; Metazoa; Arthropoda; Insecta; Coleoptera; Buprestidae
Product: clavesin-1
Exons: 2
Coding region: 521-1366 (281 amino acids)
Cellular component (GO): membrane
Molecular function (GO): phosphatidylinositol bisphosphate binding
Source: RefSeq, a predicted model, not a curated record
UUUACCUGCGCGACGUAGGAUUACGCGCUCGUUAUUUGCUUUUGCACGAUAAAAUUUUGCUCGAUAUGUUUAUCUUUUAUCGAACAUAUUUUUUGCAGGUGUCAGUAUUACGUUCGGUUAUCUAAUAACGGAGUUUAAUACGUCCCUAUCGAGUGACUUAAGUCGUUUCUGUUAGUUUACUUGUUGCAGUGAAAUGGAAAAUUAGUUUUCGUCAAAUUCGGAGUUGCGGAACAUGACAACAACAGCGUACUCAUAAGUGGACAACAAGUGCAGCAGCAGACUUAACUAACUAACUGGUUAUCGCAAUUAUCUUCUGGAAUACCACUCUCAAGGUCAAAAUAAAGAUACAAUUAUUAUUGUCUGUCGCCUUUAUGAAAACGUCCAGCACGCUACAAGGUCACCGGUACCCUGUUUAGCAUGAGCAACGCAACCCGGAACAAGGAAUAAAACAUACAUACGUCAACAAAUAAAUAAUUAUUAUUACAACAACAACAGGUUCGCUUCAACGAGAACAACAACAAUGGCUGAAUUUUUAGAGUACGACUGGAGGACCAAUUUCAUUACGAAAGAUUUGAUAACGAUCCCAAAAUCCCAGAAGAAUCCUGAAGACAAACACAUUAGCAUCCAGGCAUUAAGAGGGUUAAUAUAUCAGUCUACGGACAGCGAGUUCAAAAAUAAUGUCCAGCAAGACGACACGACACUCCUCAAGUUCCUCUACGCCAGAAAAUUCGACAUAGACGAGGCCUAUCAGCUUAUACAAAAUUAUUAUUGGUAUAGGAAACGAAACAGUCAAAUUUUUAAGGAUUUCUCCAUCGACGCUCCAGAUAUAAGGAAAGCUUUGGAAAACGGUCUGCCAGGUGUUCUGCCAACCAAAGAUCGAAAAGGAAGAUGCGUCUUAAUUUUAACGGGAGUUAAUUGGGAUUGUUCCUAUUCCCUGUUAAGUGUUUAUAGGUCUCUCUUAUUCACGUUAGAACAUUUGAUAAACGACGUUCACAAUCAAGCAAUCGGUUUCGUUGUGAUAGUUGAUUGGACAGAAUUCUCUUUCAGGCAAAGUACGAACCUUAAGCCCAGUGUACUAAAGUUGAUGAUUGAGGGAUUGCAAGACUGUUUUCCGGCCAAAUUCAAGGGGGUGCAUUUCCUCGGUCAGCCGUGGUAUGUGGAAGCAGCUCUCACCUUUAUUAAACCCUUUCUCAAAGAUAAAUCAAAGGAUAGAAUUUUUGUACAUGGAAAUAAUCUUAGCACUUUACAUGACCAUGUUCAUAGGGAUAUUUUACCGGCGGAAUUCGGGGGCGAACAACCCAGUUACAACCCCGAAACGUGGCUAAAAAAGGUGCUGGAAGAAACUAGCAAUAAUAAUGAGUCGUGAUGAAAUUUUGUCGCUUUAAAAAUAGUUUAGAUAACCCAUGCAACGCAGAAAAAAAGAUAAGUUAUGUUUGUCGAAUAUUACGCGCAGAUUUUCUGAUAACAACCUGGCUUGACACUAAGCUUAUUUUUCUAUAAAAUCGGUGGGAUUUAGGGAGUUAAUCGUUUUAAAAUAGGUUUCAGAAAAAACAUGACUUGUAUUGAUAAUGGCUAAUAACUCUACUUAUUUUUAGUAAUUUUAAGAUUAAGAAUGAACUUCGAGAUGUAUUAUGAGAAACUUGAAUUAAUAAAAAAUUAAAACCGUGGUGUAUAUUAGCUAGCGUCAGUGGGCGAAGCCUCAAGGUGCCGUCUCAUUCUCGUGCCAAAAAAUAUAUUUAAAGUGGUAAAAAUUAAACCAAUUGUGUCACUCUUAACUGUGGUGAUGAGCAAACGUAAGACUAUGACAAGACUAACACAGUCGAGGUCUUGGUUUUGACCUAGUACAUAUAGUCUUGGUCUUGGCCUAACACAUGUAGUAUUGAUCUUGGUCUUGGCCUAACACAUGUAGUCUUGAUCUUGGCCUGGCCUAACACAUGUAGUCUUGAUUUUGGCCUCACAUAUGUAGUCUUGGUCUUGGCCUAACACGUGUAGUCUUGGUCAUGACGCAGUACAUAUAGUCUUGGUCUUGGCCUAACACAUGUAGUCUUGAUCUUGGUCUUGGCCUAACACAUACAGUCUUGAUCUUGGCCUGGCCUAACACAUGUAGUCUUGAUCUUGACCUAACAUAUGUAGUCUUGGUCUUGGCCUAACACAUGUAGUCUUGGUCAUGACCUAGUACAUUUAGUCUUGGUCUCGGCCUAACAUAUGUAGUCUUGGCCUUUGCCUAGCAUAUUUAUUUGUGGUCUUGGUCGAGUACAAUUAGUCUUGGUCUUGACCUAACACUUGUAAUCUUUGUCUUGACCUAGCACAUUUAAUUUUGACCGUGGCCAAUCACAUUGAGUCUUGACCUUGAUCUAGCACAUUUAGUUUUGGUCUUAGCCUAGCACAUUUAGUUUUGGCUUUGGUCUUACUUUUCAAUAGCACGUAGUGACUUUGGUCUUGUUCUUGCGAGAUCGCUUCAUGUUUUAGUAAAACUUGUAACAGUUUAGAAAAAUUAAAAUGGUGUAUACUUCGUUCGUAACCCUAUUGCGAGAAUCGUGGUAAAUAAGUCUUGCUCUCGGCCUUCGUCUUGUUCAUUUAGUCAUGCAUUUAGUCAUCCAAGUAUAACUUUCAGUCUUCUUCUUGCUAAAUGUGCAACAUUAAAAAAGGAUAAAUCUGCAAGAUCAAGACUAUUUUUGCUCAUUACUACGUCCGUGGAGGUCGCCCCCUCCCCCUAUUUACGCCACUGGUUCAGUGAAUGCUUUAGAAUUCUAAGACGAUGUUAAUUACGAUAUAUUUGUGUGAAUCUCCUAUUAAGAAAUUGUGUAAUUUUUAAAUUAAGCAAUUAAUGAUAAAAGAUAUGAUAUGGCUGAUGUAUGACCUUUCAAAAACAAUUCAUAAAUUGAAAGAUAUUACUUUUUUGUCUGUUGGAUUUGCGAAGAAAAUUUUUUACCAUAUCCCUACCGAAAGUGGUAUAGUAGUAACAAUGCGUAUUUAGACCUCGGGAAGAUAAUACAGCACCCCUUCCGGGACGAAUGCCUCAUUUUCUUCCCUUCUCUUUCCUAGAAAAGUAUGUUUUGUUUCUUUUUCUGGGAGUUUUACUUAAAUAAUGAUUAAUAUCCACAAUUAAACAACAAAUUAUUAUUGGUUUUGUUACACCUAUUUAUGUAUUUAUUAUUUUAAGCACAUAAUGUUCCAUUUCAAGUGUUGUAUUUAUACGAGUGAUAAAACGUGUUAGUUCCAAGGUCAAUUUAAUACUGCGAAUGCAUCUUUGCAAAUAUUCGAAAUUGAUUCAGUUAUACAGAUACAGAGCAUGCAUUAUUUUAUACAAAUGAGAAAUCAAAUUGUAAACGUGUGUCUUCCAAAGAUAUUUAAUUUUUUCUGUUAAUUAUUAUGUAUGUAUGUAUGAAUGUAUGCAUGUAGAGUAUGUAGUGCACAUUUCUUGGUAGUAUUAUUACUAUUUACGAAUAUUAGAUAAUUAUGCUAUAAAAAUAAUAAUUAAAAAAGUAUUGUGUGUACCAAGAGAAUGAGAACAAUGUUUAAUAAAAAGUUAUGUUUA